AUGUCAUACCUCCUUGAUAAAAUUCAUUCAGCCACUAUCUAUAAAAGACCUAAAGAAGGAUCUUUAGAAGUUGUUGAUAUUGUUGGACAUUGGGGAAUUGUAGUUGUUAAUGAUUCUGGCAGCUAUCUAGUCCAUAAUAUGCCUGACACCGGAACAACUGCUACUUCUAUAUCAAAUCUGUCAAAUAAUUGGACACCUGUUGCACAGUUACAAGUUGGACCGAAUAAAACUAUUCAAGGAAUGUUUAAUUCAACAGGACUGGUAGCAUAUCUUCCAGAAGGAUUUGUAAAAUAUGUUUCAUAAGGAUUCUGUACAGGUGCAACUGGAAGCAUGGCAACAUAUUUGAGUUAAUGA
Messenger RNA from Paramecium tetraurelia, 354 nucleotides. RefSeq lists its product as uncharacterized. The record is from RefSeq and is a predicted model, not a curated record. The transcript has a single exon. Lineage: Eukaryota; Ciliophora; Oligohymenophorea; Peniculida; Parameciidae.